Molecule: messenger RNA, 2122 nt
Organism: Coffea eugenioides
Lineage: Eukaryota; Viridiplantae; Streptophyta; Magnoliopsida; Gentianales; Rubiaceae
Product: alanine--tRNA ligase-like
Exons: 14
Biological process (GO): tRNA modification; alanyl-tRNA aminoacylation
Cellular component (GO): chloroplast; mitochondrion; cytoplasm
Molecular function (GO): nucleic acid binding; alanine-tRNA ligase activity; aminoacyl-tRNA deacylase activity
Source: RefSeq, a predicted model, not a curated record
GAUGCAUUUGUGUUAUGGGACACUUAUGGCUUUCCAUUAGAUCUUACUCAGUUGAUGGCUGAAGAAAGAGGCUUGGCAGUUGACAUCAAUGGUUUUAACAUAGCCAUGAAUGAAGCAAGGGAAAGAUCAAGAAAUGCUCAGAAUAAGCAAGCUGGUAUUGGUAUCAUAAUGGAUGCUGAUGCUACCACAGCUUUGCACAAGAAAGGGGUUGUUGCAACAAAUGACACAUUCAAGUAUACAUGGUUUCAGGACCAUGAAAGUGAGAUAAAAGCUAUUUAUGGAGAGAAUGAGUUCUUUGAAAGUGCUUCUGGUGAUGUUAGAGUUGGUAUCAUUCUUGAAUCUACAAGCUUUUAUGCAGAGCAAGGUGGUCAGAUAUAUGAUACUGGAUUUCUUGAAGGCCCUUCAGGGUUGUUCAAAGUUAGUGAUGUGCAAGUCUUUGGAGGAUUUGUUGUUCAUGUUGGUUCUUUCUGUGGAGAGACUGAUAGAUUCAGCAUUGGUGAUAGAGUUGUUUGUAAGGUUGAUUAUGACAGGCGUUCCCUUCUUGCUCCCAACCACACAUGUACACACAUGCUAAAUUUUGCUCUGAGGGAAGUACUUGGAAACCAUGUCGAUCAGAAAGGUUCUAUUGUUCUUCCUGAAAAACUAAGAUUCGACUUUUCUCAUGGUAAGCCUGUAAAGCCUGAGGAACUUAGAAAAAUUGAAACCAUUGUGAAUGAACAAAUUAAAGCAGAAAUGGAUGUAUUCUCAAAGGAGGCAAAAUUAGAUGAUGCAAAGCGCAUCAAUGGUUUACGAGCAGUUUUUGGAGAAGUUUACCCUGACCCAGUCAGAAUAGUUGCCAUUGGACAAAGUGUGGAAGAUCUGCUGGCAGAUCCAGAGAAUCAAAAUUGGUUAUCAAUAUCCGCGGAGCUCUGUGGAGGGACCCAUAUUUCAAACACUCGAGAGGCCAAAGCUUUUGCUCUUUUGUCUGAAGAAGGAAUUGCCAAGGGAAUUCGUAGAAUAACUGCUGUCACCACAGUUUCUGCAUUGAAUGCUAUGGAAUUGGCUUCUUUAAUUGAGCAUGAAGUAAAUGAAACAUUUAAGUCUGAAGGAGCCUUACUGGAACAGAGAGUCACUAAAUUGAAUGGUCGUGUAGAAGGUGCUGUUAUUCCAACAGUGAAGAAGGCUGAUCUCAAGGCCAAACUUUCUCUACUUCAGAAUCACAUCAUUAAAGCCAAAAAGAAGAUUGCUGAAGAAAAUACCCAGAAUGCUGUUAAAGUUGCAUUAGAGGAGGCAGAAGUUUCUUCGUCUGAUGGAAAGGCCUACUGCCUAACUCAUGUCAAUGUUGGUGGAGAUACUGCUGCAAUCCGUGAAGCAGUUCUUAAAGUGACAGAACAGAAGGGCAUGGCUAUUAUGGUCAUCAGUAAAGAUGAUGCUGCAAACAAGGUUGUGGUGUGCGCUGGGGUUCCAGAGAAAAAUGAUCAGUACAAGCAGCUGAAUGCUAAGGAGUGGCUAAGGGUUGCUUUGGAGCCUUUGAGUGGAAAAGGAGGAGGAAAGGGUUGUCUUGCUCAAGGGCAGGGAUCUGGCAUAUCGCACGUGUCGGAAGCUAUGGACAUUGCAGCUUCUUUUGCUACAUUGAAGCUUAAUCAAUAGAAAGAUUGUGGAGACCUUUUGUUAGUUGAGUCCAUAUUCUACAAAUGGAGCAUUUGUUGAGUCUGUAAGCCACAAAAAAGAAUCUGUCAUACAAAAGUUAAUCUGCCUAGUUGUGAUGGAAGUCAAAGAAGAGGUGCCUAGUUGUGUAGUAUUGCAACUGGCAUUGGUGCUAAAGACGUUUAGAAGUCUUCAUCUACGCACCUCAGCUUUUCGUGAACCUCACCAAGAUGCGGGCAGUGCCAGCGGAUUUCGCACUGUAUUAUUUUACUUGGAACUCAAAGAAAGAUGGCGAUAUUGGCGUCCAUGAUAUUUCUCUACUCAGGUGCAAUGUAAUUAUAAAGGCAGCAAAAAUCUUAGGUCUAAUAGACAUUUGUGUUGGCCCAUUUCUUUGGGGAGUUUAGUGCUCGGCUGAGUAACAUUAAACUCUAAUAUGUGAUUUAGUAGGAAAUCUAGCUUAUUAUUUCUAUGGAAACUCCUCUGCCGUUUACCCUCC